Molecule: messenger RNA, 2319 nt
Organism: Brassica rapa (field mustard)
Lineage: Eukaryota; Viridiplantae; Streptophyta; Magnoliopsida; Brassicales; Brassicaceae
Product: F-box protein At2g38590-like
Molecular function (GO): protein binding
Source: RefSeq, a predicted model, not a curated record
AGAUUGAAACACAAUAAUUAAAUAUACGAACUCUAUAUAAUAUUUCUAAAUAUAUAUAAUUUCCACUAAUUAAAACCUCUUACAAAUUGAUUGAUUUAUAUAUAUUAUGUUACAUAUCAUAUAACAAAUAUGAUUUUAAAUAUUUGGUCGAGAAAAAUAUUUAGAUUUCUAUCCUAAUUAUUAUUUUUAUUAAGUUGAAAUAACAUGAUAAAUUUAAAUUGAUAACUCUCAGUUAAAAUCAUAAGAACAUGACAAAUAACUAAAUUAUCUAAAAUUAUGGAAAAAAAUUUAAAUAAGCAAAAUCAGUUCUCGUAUAAUAAUAUAGAUAGAUGUUCAUGUUACAAAAAUAAUUUUAUAAUUUACUAGUUUAUUUAACUAUUUUAUUAUUAAUUAAGAAACUUAAUUAUACUUAUGGAAUAUAUAAAAAAAAAUUAGAAGUGCUUUUUCUUUUGAAGCCCAUAAAAACUCGUUGGGUAUAAUAUGGCCUUAUAAUGUGCCUAAUAACUAGUGAAGCCGAAACCGUUAAUUACAUCUUCUACUUUUAGAGUAUGUAGCCUCUGUAUCUUGUUAAAAACCCUAAAUUCAUUCCUCAACAACCCUUACAGCAUGGCCGAAGAGCUCGUCUUGAAAGGCACAGUGUGCGCCCCCACUGAUAUGGUCACCAACAUGAUCGUAACUUCGCUGCCAAACAAGUCAAUCCCUAUUGAAACAACGACGAAGAUCUCCGAUCUUCCGGUAAAUUUGGUAGAGGAGAUUCUCUCUAGGGUUCCCUUGAAAUAUAUGAGAGCAGUGCGGUUAACUUGCAAAGAGUGGGACACUUUAUCCAAGAGUCCAAUCUUUUCAAAAAUGCACGCUGAUAAAAUAAGAUCAGAUGAGUCUAUGAUGAUGAUCGCAAUGAUAGAUUACAAUCUUUAUCUCAUGAGGGUCGUUUUCUUUGUUAAUGAAGAUCCACACCUAGAGCGUAAAGGUAAGCUUACUUGCCAAGACAUACAAAGUAAGAUAUCUCAAGUUUUCCAUUGUGACGGUCUAUUGUUAUGCGUCUUGGAAGAAGAUGCUACCAAAGUUAUUGUUUGGAAUCCUUAUUGGGGUCAAACAAGGUCCAUAGAUUGUAGAUACUCUCACCGCCCAUACAGAUGGGACAGGUUUACUUAUGCUCUCGGAUACGAGGACAAGGGCUCUUGUCGUAGCUACAAAUUCUUGAGGUUUAUAGAUAAGUACUACAAUGCACCCAUAGACCAGUUUUUAUGGUAUGAGAUUUACGAUUUCGAGUCUAGUACAUGGAAGACUCUUGAUGUCACUCCACACUGGCGUAUACUAUUUAGUCAGCGUGGCGCGUCUCUCAAAGGUAACACUUACCGGCCUGCUUCACAAAGAAACACAAACGAUGUGCUUGACGAUCACAUCAUCUGUUUCGAUUAUACAAGUGAGAGUUUCGGUCCUCUUCUGCGUCUCCCGUUUGACGCUGGUGAGGAUGACUAUGUGACUUUAUCAUGUGUUAGAGAAGAGAAGCUUGCGGUUUUACUUACUCACAACGAAGCAGGUCCAAUGGAGUUUGAUAUAUGGAUUACCACUAAGAUUGAGGCCGACAAGGUAUCGUGGAGCAAGUUCUUGAGAGUGGAAACGGAAACGGGAUUUUUUGCUCUGGUUAAUUGUGAUAGUUUCUUCAUUGACGAGGAGAAGAAAGUCGCAAUGGGUUACCACAAUACAUUUAACAUUGUUGGAGAAGUUGGAUACUUGAAAAAGCUGGAGCUCGUAGAACGUGCAGGCACAGACGUAGGCUACUGUAAGUCAAACGGGUGCUCAUAUGUUCCAAGUCUAGUGCAAAUCAAGCAAUCUGCUGCAGGAGGAGGAGGUGAAAGGAAACGACAGAGCGACUUAGAAAAGCAACGAUAUGAUCAAAAUAUGUCGAGACUUGCCACUAUUGAAAAUCGUAGCAGUGUGUGAUACUCUGCAAACGAGGAAAAAAACUAGAUGAUUAGUCUUUCAUUUAACUCUCUUCUAAUGCAGUGUGUAUUUAUUAAGAUGUCUAGAUAUUCUCACCGUCCUGGUGGAUGUUACGGGUUCGGUUACGCUCUUGUCGUAGCUAUAAAUUCUUCUUUCUUUUUUUAAGCAGAAAUAUUUUGUAUUUGCGGAUAAUUGAACCAAGCAGCUAUUACUAGCUAUAAAUUCUUGAGGUUUAUAACAUUACAAUGCACUCAGAAACCAGUUUUCAUGGUAUGAGCAAGAAUAUAAUCAAAAGGAGAUGAUUAGUUUCAAUACCGCCAGCUCGGAAACUAAGAGCACCAGCAUUAAUGAACCCCCGGUUGGGGUUCAUAAUUU